This is a messenger RNA of Cololabis saira (Pacific saury), 3055 nucleotides long. RefSeq names its product tripartite motif containing 23 (gene trim23). The transcript is spliced from 11 exons. The record is from RefSeq and is a predicted model, not a curated record. Gene Ontology annotation, biological process: vesicle-mediated transport; intracellular protein transport. Gene Ontology annotation, cellular component: plasma membrane; cytoplasm; lysosomal membrane. Lineage: Eukaryota; Metazoa; Chordata; Actinopteri; Beloniformes; Belonidae. Gene Ontology annotation, molecular function: GTPase activity; zinc ion binding; GTP binding. Bases 18 to 1760 code for a protein of 580 amino acids.
UCCCUGGUCGUCCAAGAAUGGCCGCUGCCGCAGCAGGAAUAAACAAGCACGGCGCCGCAGCGACGAUGGAGCCCUGUCUGCGCCAUGGCAGGGGGAGCAGUGGCAGCACCGUCAAGGUGCUGGAGUGCGGCGUGUGCGAAGACGUGUUCUCCCUCCAGGGCGACAAGGUUCCCCGUCUUCUCCUCUGCGGCCACACGGUGUGCCACGACUGUCUGACACGGCUGCCCCUCCACGGCAGGGCUGUCCGCUGCCCCUUCGACAGACAGGUCACCGAGCUAGGGGACUCUGGAGUUUGGGGUCUCAAGAAGAACUUCGCUCUGCUGGAGCUGUUGGAGCGUCUCCAGAACGGAGCCACCAACCAGUCGGGAAUAGCCGAGGAUGCCCUGAAAGGCAUGGGGGAAUGUAUAAUCCGGUGCGACGAGGACGAGAAUCACACGGCCUCCAUGUACUGCACCGUGUGCGCCACCCACCUGUGCGCUGAGUGCUCUCAGCUCACCCACUCCACUCGCACGCUGGCCAAACACCGCCGCGUCCCUUUGGCUGAUAAGCCUCAUGAGAAGAUGCUCUGUCCACAACACCAGGUCCACGCCAUCGAGUUUGUGUGUCUGGAGGAAGCCUGUCAGUCUGGCCCCCUUAUGUGCUGCGUGUGCAAAGAGUACGGCAAGCACCAGGGACAUAAGCAUGCUCUUCUUGAGACUGAAGCCAAUCAUAUCCGUGCAUCCAUCCUGGACAUGGCCCACUGCAUCCGGACCUUCACGGAAGAGGUGUCCGAGUACUCGAGGAAGCUGGUGGGCAUCGUGCAGCAAAUAGAGGGCGGCGAGCACAUAGUGGAGGACGGCAUAGGAAUGGCGCACACGGAACACGUCCCUGGAACCGCAGAGAGCGCACGUUCCUGCGUCCGAGCUUACUUCGCCGACCUGCACGAGACUCUGUGUCGGCAGGAGGAGAUGGCGCUGAGCGUGGUGGACGCUCACGUCCGGGAGAGGCUCAUCUGGCUGAGGCAGCAGCAGGAGGACAUGACCAUCCUGCUGUCUCAGGUCUCCACUGCCUGCCUGCACUGCGAGAAAACUCUUCAGCAGGAUGAUUGCAGAGUCGUCCUGGCGAAGCAGGAGAUCAACUGUUUGCUGGAGACACUUCAGAAGCAGCAGCACCAGUUCACCGAGCUGGCGGAUCACAUUCAGUUGGACGCCGGCAUCCCGGUCACCUUCACUAAGGACAACCGGGUCCACAUUGGUCCGAAGAUGGAGAUCCGUGUUGUGACUCUUGGGCUUGACGGGGCUGGAAAAACCACCAUCCUGUUCAAGCUGAAGCAGGAUGAGUUCAUGCAGCCCAUCCCGACCAUUGGUUUUAAUGUGGAGACAGUGGAAUAUAAGAACUUGAAGUUCACUAUCUGGGAUGUUGGUGGAAAGCAUAAGCUCCGGCCUCUCUGGAAACACUAUUAUCUGAACACCCAAGCGGUGGUGUUUGUGAUUGACAGCUGCCACAGGGACAGACUCAUGGAGGCCCACAGCGAGCUGGCUAAACUACUGACUGAGAAAGAGCUGCGGGACGCCCUGUUGCUCAUCUUUGCAAACAAGCAGGACGUUCCUGGCGUCGUGUCCGUGGAGGAGAUGACAGAACUGCUGAGCCUGCACAAGCUGUGCUGUGGGAGGAGCUGGCACAUUCAAGGCUGCGAUGCCCGCAGCGGGAUGGGCCUCCAUGAGGGGCUGGAUUGGCUCUCCAGACAGCUGGUGGCCGCUGGGGUCCUGGAUGUGGCGUAAACUUCUUGCACCCCCCACCCCACCCAUACUUAUUCUCCCCCGACAGCUGAGUCCGGAUCACCCACUCUCAGAAACAUCAAAGCUGAAGUUUCAAUUUCUUUCCUUCUUUGUGCCCCACAGACGGGCAAAGAAAAGAAAGAUGUAAAUGUUUCCUCUGGCUUCAUUAAAUCAGACUGUGGACAAAUCUUUCAGUCUGACCAGUAUCCUCCAAACCUUGCUGAAAUAAACUCAAAGCUUGGCUUCAACCCUCGAUCAAGUCCAAAAAAACCCACCUGGAGUCAUAUCCAGUUGCUUUCCUGAUUUAUUAGUUUUUUUUCUCUUCAUUCUAAUAUUUUUGUCGGCCUCCCGUUUAUCUUGCUCCUGUAACUAGUUGAAUCGUGUCAGUUUUAUCUUAAAUGCUCCUGGUUCCCUGACAGUGGCCUCCUUCAUGUCUGAACUGCAUUUAGAGUGGUCCAUGUUGUAAUAACAGUAUAAUUUAUGUACCUUUUUAGUUGCUUCAGAUAAUCCAGCAGAGUUGCAGUUAAGUGAAAUGGGACAAGUAUCAACUUUAAAUGAAACCAUUUGAUGGCCAAACAUUCAGAUUUUGCCUUUCGUCUAAUUGGCUCUUUUAAGUUAUACAUGUUUUUUUUUUUUUUUUUAUGUGUGUGAAGAUAUUUAAUGCCACAGCGGGACUUGAAAUGGCACACCCGUGGAGUGUUUUCUGUUACGAAACAGACUGUUUACUGAACUUAUUUAUCAGCGAGAGGAAGGACGUUUAAGAGCGUCUACGUGCCGAUUCCACGUCCAUUUGUCAAGUGUCCUGGACGCAGAGUUCGUUGAACGUCAUUAUCUGCUGCCUCAAUACCAGUUUUCCCUUUUUUGGUUUUUCCCCAGUGUGUAUUAACUUCACUGCAGUUUAAACAGAGCUACACUUUUAAUCAGUCUUAAUGUGAAACUUGGUAGAACAUAAAACCUAACAACUUCUUGUUAUUGAGGAACCGUCGUUUGAGUUAAUCAGUCUUAAUGUGAAACUUGGUAGAACAUAAAACCUAACAACUUCUUGUUAUUGAGGAACCGUCGUUUGAGUUUGGUCUUUAUUCAUUGCUAUGUAAUGUUUAAUAUUUGCAUCCAUGUAUCAAAAUACAGAAGAAAAGCGCGUGUGAAGAGCCUUUCCACAGUUUGAAGACACUUCCUUUUGUUUUCUGGAACCGAGAAGCACAACGUGCACUGAAACCUUUGUUACGGUGAACUUAACGAUGGUUUUUUUUUGUAAAUUACGCAUAACGUAAUGCUGUAAAAUAAACUGGUUGACAUCA